Bufo gargarizans (Asiatic toad) is the source of this 1025-nucleotide messenger RNA. It is a transcript of the gene MED6, whose product is annotated as mediator complex subunit 6. Gene Ontology annotation, molecular function: transcription coactivator activity. NCBI's taxonomy places the organism in Eukaryota, Metazoa, Chordata, Amphibia, Anura, Bufonidae. The record is from RefSeq and is a predicted model, not a curated record. The transcript is spliced from 8 exons. The coding region runs from base 70 to 807 and encodes 245 amino acids. Gene Ontology annotation, cellular component: core mediator complex; mediator complex. Gene Ontology annotation, biological process: regulation of transcription by RNA polymerase II.
GGAAAUGACUACUGAAAUGUUUUCACUUUUUGUCUGGUCUCCGGAAGCGGCUUGUGUGUGCGUUUCACCAUGGCGGGGGUGGAUAUCAGAGAUAACUUACUCAGCAUCUCCUGGGUGGACAGCUCCUGGAUCCCCAUAUUAAAUACGGGGACUGUGCUGGACUAUUUCUCGGAGAGGAGUAACCCCUUCUACGACAGGACCUGCAAUAAUGAGGUGGUUAAGAUGCAGCGGUUAACACUGGAGCAUCUGAAUCAGAUGGUCGGCGUGGAGUAUAUUUUGCUGCAUGCACAAGAGCCCAUACUGUUCAUCAUAAGAAAGCAGCAGCGGCAGUCGCCUACACAGGCUAUACCACUGGCUGACUACUACAUCAUAGCAGGCGUCAUCUACCAGGCCCCCGACCUCGGAUCUGUUAUCAACUCCAGAACGCUUAGUGCGAUUCAUGGGAUCCAGUCAGCAUUUGAUGAGGCAAUGUCUUACUGCUGCUAUCAUCCCUCUAAAGGCUACUGGUGGCAGUUUAAAGACCAGGAGGAGAGAGACAAAGCCAAACCCAAGGCUAAAAAGAAGGAAGAGGCCAGCUCCUUCUUCCAGAGGCAGAGGGUGGACGCGUUACUUCUAGAACUCCGGCAGAAAUUUCCUCCAAAGUUUAUUCAGCAAAAAACUGGGGAGAAACCAGUAGCUGUGGAGCAAAUAAAAAAAGAACCCGAGCAACCGACUGAAACCAUAAAACAAGAGGAAAAGGAGCCGGUUAAAGCUCCGUCGGGAGGUACCCCCAAAGGUCCCCCAGAGAAGAGAAUGAGACUGCAGUAGAAGAGGACCCUCCGAACAGAGUGGCGGGUUCUUACCCUUACAUGUGGACGUUGUACAUAGCUGGAUACAUGCACCAUGGGCAAUACCUCUAGAUGCCAGCCCUGCCAGCUGGUGGAGGGGACUUUUUUUUUUGCAUCUUUGUGACAGAGACUAUAAGAAGGGGAAUGCAUUGGUUUUGUAAUUUUUAUAGUUAUGUAAAAUUAUAUAAAGUGACUCCC